Lineus longissimus is the source of this 1127-nucleotide messenger RNA. Its product is annotated as prefoldin subunit 6-like. NCBI's taxonomy places the organism in Eukaryota, Metazoa, Nemertea, Pilidiophora, Heteronemertea, Lineidae. Gene Ontology annotation, cellular component: cytoplasm; prefoldin complex. Bases 31 to 411 code for a protein of 126 amino acids. The transcript is spliced from 4 exons. Gene Ontology annotation, molecular function: protein-folding chaperone binding. The record is from RefSeq and is a predicted model, not a curated record. Gene Ontology annotation, biological process: chaperone-mediated protein complex assembly; protein folding.
AUUGCUUCGGCUAGGCACAGAGAUUCCAAGAUGGCUGAAGGGUUGCAGAAAAGACUCCAAAAUGAGCUUGAAAAGUACAAAAUAGUCCAGAAAGACUAUCAAAAGUACUUGACAACGCGGCAACAACUUGAAGCGCAGAUCAAUGAAAAUACAAUGGUGAAAAAUGAAUUAGAUGUAUUAACAGAGGAUGCCAAUGUGUUCAAAAUGAUCGGACCGGUGUUAAUCAAGCAGGAUAUUGUCGAAGCCAAGUCAAACGUACAGAAAAGAAUAGACUACAUCAAUGGAGAGAUAAAACGUCAUGAUAACACGAUAAAAGAGCUUGAGAAGAAACAGGAGGCUCACCGGGAAAAUCUCACAAAGAUGCAGCACCAGUUUCAGCAGGCACAAGUAAAAGCAGCGGCACGAGCUUAAAAUCAUGAACAUUUGACGCUUAUUAUCACCUUCCCGAGGAAUCUAUGUAGCAGCUGUUAAGAUCUCCAUCCCAGAUGGAAAUGAAUGGACUAAAAGAGACCUGUAUCGAAAACCAUUGAGUAAAUAUGCCAUUUUUGGCCUCGCUAUAGAUCAAUUUUGCUCAGUGUCAGUCAAUAUGUUCAAAGAAGUAAAAUUCUUUCAUUAGCUUCAAUGAGAUCUUGGCAAGUUGUGCCAUUAGAUGCCCCAUUUUGAUUUGCUUUACAAUCAGUCCCAAUCGCAACGGGUGGAGCGAAUUUCAUUAUCAACCUCUCCAGCGCAGCAAGUCAGGUACCUCUUCAAAGCCCAUACAAACAUUGUAACGACAUCGCUAACAGCUGAUGAUGUUAUGUCAUCAGUUUCAAAUGAUGACACUCAGAAUUUGUGACUGUCGUCCUUCAAAACAUGUUGUUUUUCUGAUAAGUUGACCUGAUGAGCCCUGAAAAGUUACCUGACAUACUGUGUCUCCAUGCUUUAUUCAAUGGAAACUAUCUCAUAAGGAAAAUCUUUGACACAUCGGCCACAAAAACUGCAAUUUUUCAAGCGUUGAUGUGGACAUCUUUUGACUUGCUUGUCCUGCACAUUUCCAUAACAACGCAAGUGUUUCCUUUUUCGCUGUUCAUAGAUCUUCUAUGUGUGUUUUGUACAGUUUUAUUUGAAAUAAAAAUAUAGAUAAAGAA